Messenger RNA from Hyposmocoma kahamanoa, 7618 nucleotides. It is a transcript of the gene cpo, whose product is annotated as protein couch potato-like. NCBI's taxonomy places the organism in Eukaryota, Metazoa, Arthropoda, Insecta, Lepidoptera, Cosmopterigidae. The record is from RefSeq and is a predicted model, not a curated record. Bases 868 to 1833 code for a protein of 321 amino acids. The transcript has 10 exons. Gene Ontology annotation, molecular function: mRNA binding.
UCGCGCGCAGAGGCAGCGCUUGUAUGUGCCGCCCUUUGCUUUGACGCGACCGACGCAGUGUCCGUAACCGGCGUUCGGAAAAUUGUGCAUGUGCGUUUUCCGACUAGAGGAGUGUGUGUGAUUGUGAGAUGUGCUAUUGUUUUCUAGGUGUGGUUUACAGCAGAUGAUCAAUUCACACGGACGAAAGCAAGAGUGCUCUGGCGCUUAACUUACAAACUUUACUAUAGGCGCGUAACCAUUUUAUCAGUCUAAAUCACGAAGUCAAUUAGUACAGAAAAUACAGCGAGCGUAGUGAAGCGCUGUUCUCGAUACGCGAGUAUCGGUACCGCGUCGCGCCGCGCGCGGAUCUUCGCUGUCGCCUGAACAGUCGGUGCUCGCCGGAGUCACGCGACUCGGCCGGCACGCCCCGCCACAGCCGUGGAUAACCUCGGCCAGAGCCCGAUACCGGUGAAGAGGCUGCACGAAGCGCUUCAGAGUGCGCAAGUGAAGCGUCAGCGGCUCUCCCCCCCGUACCCCACUCCCUCGGCACCCCUUCAUCCUAUCCAUCAGCUUGCCGUACACCAACACAUCAAAGUGCAGCAAAGUAUAGUGCAGCAGAGUAUCGUGCAGCAGCACCAGUUGAACCUGGCCCACCAGUCGUUGCAGAAUCUGCAGGCGCAGCAAAGUCUGCAAGCACAACAGAACCUGCAGGCAGUGCAGAGCCUCCAAGCGGCACAAAACCUGCAAGCAGCCCAAAGCCUGCAAGCAGCGCAGAGUCCUGCGGCAACGGGCGGUGCGGGUACGCAGCAGGCAACCGGAGCGACACAAGCCACACUGGUGCCAUCGCAGCAGCCUUCGCCGCGGGCCAUUUCCCCUCAGCAUAAGAACAUGGAGCUUGCACUCUGUCAAAGCAUGGAUUCUGUCAAUACUGCCACCACUGAGGAAGAGGUGCGGACUUUGUUCGUCAGUGGACUACCAAUGGACGCAAAACCUCGAGAGCUUUAUCUACUGUUUCGAGCGUAUGAAGGUUACGAGGGCUCGCUGUUGAAAGUGACCAGUAAGAAUGGGAAGACAGCAUCGCCUGUCGGUUUCGUGACGUUCCACACCAGGGCGGGUGCAGAGGCAGCCAAACAAGAUCUUCAGCAGGGUGUCCGGUUCGACCCCGACAUGCCGCAAACGAUUCGGCUGGAGUUCGCUAAAAGCAACACGAAGGUCAGCAAGCCGAAGCCGGCAGUUGCCACAGCCGCGCCAGCUGCACACCCCGCAUUGAUGCACCCACUCACUGGACACCUAGCGAGUCCGUUCUUCCCGGGCGGUGGCGCAGAAUUGUGGCAUCACCCGUUGGCAUACGGUGGAGAACUGCCUACGCUCUCGCAUGGACUAGUGCAUCCAGCCAUCCACCCACAGAUGGCUCCAACCCCCCUGACGCUAGGAGCAUGCGUGCUCCCCGCGCCUGCGCUGGGCUCGCCUGGCGCCGCCGUGCCGGGUCAUGCGCCUGCGCCGCCUGCGCACCCCGCGCACCCUACGCCACCCUGCUCUACACUUUUCGUCGCCAAUCUUGGCCAGUUCGUCUCUGAACAUGAACUCAAGGAAAUAUUCAGCAGCUGCGCGGGAUUCACUCGGCUGCGGCUGCUGACUGGCGGUGGAAACGGCGGCAGCGGCGGGCCUGUGGCCUUCGUCGACUUCGCGUCACCCUCCGACGCCGGCGCCGCAAUGGCUCGUCUCCAGGGCGCGCUGCUUCUCAGCUCUGAGACGGCCAUCCACCUCGAUUACGCAAGGCAUAAGAUGGCACACAACGGCUGGAUUCUCGCACAUGAAGGAGCCAAAGGCGGAGAAGAGGGCGAACAGCAUUAGCUCGUUCGUGGCUCUCGGCACUUGACAACCAGCGAACUGAGGAACGCGCAAUCUUGAUCCUCAUUGUAUCGGAACUACACCCUUAGGAGACGGAGACCCUGCCUACUAUACCACUCAAUACUACGGAUAAUCAUGGAUCAAGAUUGAAGGGUCCACAACGACCCUCAUUUUAUAAAAUAAGGUAGUAGUUAAACCCCCGUAGUUUAACCCUCUGUCUCCUCCUUUUUUAAGUUCCCGUUUCAACAGCGUCAGAGGUGUGGUGUAUUUACGUUCAUACCAAAUGUAGCAUAAAGGGUUAUUGUAUUAUUAUUAACAUUCCACGUUUAUUGUUUACCGUUCAUAAUAAAAAAUAUUAUUUGAAAUUAUUAAUUUCAUAGAAAUGUAAUAUGUUUAUUUAAUAUUAUUCAUUUUAUUAUUAUUAUGUAAAAUAAGAUUUAUUUACAACUAACUUAUUGUACGGAAAGUUUGUAUAUUCGUUUCUACAAGGCCGAUGUAUACAACUGAGAGGAUUUGUUAUCAAUAUAGCGUAUUACCAUAAAUUAAAGAUUUUAGGAUAAUGUCUCAUUCGAAUAAGCUAAAAACCAAAGGUGCCCUUCAUAGAAAGAUUACGUUUUGUUAAAUAUAAUAUUUCAAGUUGAAUGAUUUUAAAUGAAGUUGUAUGUAUUGAUUAUGAUACUUUUGUUUUAGCCUCGAUAAUGUUAGCGUAUUUAAAUGAAUUUCAUGACUAUUUCAAAUUAUAUUUACCUAAUACUUUCUUAGUAAUUUUUAUAAUGUUUGAUCACUCGUUAAAGCGCUGGCACUCUAGUGUUGGUCUUACGAUCUUUCUACGUAUAUAAAUGGAAUUAUUGCAAUUAUGAUACGGUACAUCUCGAGGCGUGAGGGUGCGCCCGCGCCGCCCUCGGAACGCUGCUGUGGAGUGCAAUACAUCGCUGAACUAGAGUCGGGAACUCGCAUCGUGUUCUAUACUCUACUCGUUUCCCUUUACCUGGUUUUUAAAUUUAAGUAACACACCAAUGUUUCUUGUGCCUUGCGAUCUAUUCUUCUAAAAUGUCGAUGCAAAUUAUACCGGGUGAUUAAAUUUUUCCAAUUUACCACUUUAUUCGCGCGGCACGUGUUGCGCCCGCGCUGGACUCAGUUGUUGACUGUUUGUGCGAUGCGAUACAAUCGAGACCAGUUCAGUCUUGUUGCGAGAAUUUAGCCUUGGCCUUAUGAGAGUUUAAUAACUAAAUGUAAUCAUUAUAUUAAUUAAUUGUAAUUACUUAUACUUGGCGACGAGCCAACGCUGAAUAGUGAAACAAUUAUUCUACUAUCUGCAUGCUUUGACGAGCUUUUUGGUAAUAAUCUAAUUUAAAAGUAGUAGUUACUUUUAUUGUGUAAUCUUUAGGUCAAUACUAUAAACUAGAUAAGGGUAUUUAUUGUAGAAACAGCAUAGUUACAUUACUAUUUAAUGAGUUAUUCAUACAUAAUAAUGAAACAAUGUAAUGAAAUUUAAAUUUACUGAAGUGUUAGGAUUAAUCAAAUGGAAGAUUAAUAUAUUUUUUAUUUUUAGCUAGUUGACUAUCGCAUCCAAAAGGAAUACUUAGUUACCUAACAUGUUCUCGACAGGAGAGACGUUAAGUACACAUCAGUGCGAAAUAGCAAUAAACCAAAAAUGAAAUCUUAAUGUUAUUGUAGGUAGUGACGUAUUCUGCUGAUGUAAACAUGUAAAAAUUAUACAAAAAAAAGUAAAAAAAAAAUCCCUGCUUAGGCUGUAAUAAUAAGAUAUUUGAAUAUUUUGGGUUAAAAUAUUGACACGACAGAAGUCUGUGAGGUAUUGCAAAGACGGCCGGUAUUCGCCGGCCGGAGAUUCCGCAUGAGCUCUUAUGAAAAUCUCUUAGUCAAUAUAUGAUAGAAAUUUUGUCAAUUUUUGACUUAGCAAAAUUUUAUACGUUGUUUAAAGUAACUGUAACUUUCACAAUGUACCGAGCGUCGUGACGUAAAGACCAAAGAUAAUGGAUAUACAGUAUAUAAUUUUUAAUACUAACCUCAAACCGUACCAAACUUGUAUUUUAUAGGCAAUUGUACUGGCAAUAAUGUUUUCGUAGAGCAAAGGAAGUCUCGAAGUGCAACAUCUUUUUUAAAUUUACAAAGCAUAGAACUUACAUAAUAAUGGCGAAGUGGUGCACCCGUAUUAUGCUUUCAGGGAUCAUAGUACGGGUACUCGGCUCUCGAUUCUUGUUAAUAAUUUAUUUACCAAAUCACAAAAUGUUUGUAAAAGUAUAAAUGUUCUUUAACCAGUUUUAUCCGGCUACAAACCCAUGAAAACUCGACGAAAGAUUUUUAUGUCACACCUAAAAUCUCAGAUUAUCUUAAAUUUCGUCAUUCAUUGUCGGUUUUAAUAAUUAAGCUAAGUCAAUGUUUACUUAUUUAAUUCGAUAUGUAAUGCUAAUUCGUAUGUAAGAAAUUGUGUAAUAAUGUAGUAGUGAUCUCCUCAUACCUUCGGCGCCUGGCGUUCUCAAUCACAGACUGAAAAUACAACGAAAAAUUAUUCUUUUCGUUUGGAUACAAGUGUUUCGAUGCAUUUAGUGAAAGAAAUGCGAAGCUCUCUUUACACGUUAUCAAUUAUCGUUAAACUAAGUCUCUAAACCCAUGGAAACACUUUAAUACUUUUGGUUUGCACGAAACGCGUCCGCCAUUAUGUGGUAAGGCGUUCCGCAGAAGGACGCUUGCUAUCAAAAUGGCGGCGAAUUGCGUGCACUGUGCAAAGAGGCGCCAGCGCCGCCAUGAUUCCGUCCAACAACCGUAGAUAGCGAGUAAGAGACGUCCAGUGGCUGCGGACACGGCUACGUCACCUUUUGCGGGACUACUCGAGACAUAUCAUCGUGUAAUAUUAAUGUGUAAUUAGAAGUAAAGAGCGGUUUCAUAGAGACGUUUAUUCUGUAUUUUAUCGUCUACUACUUAUAAUGCAAUCGGCUGUAUGUCACGCUACAUUCACAAUUUGUGUUUAUAAUGUAUUAUCUUUUAACAUGUUUUGGCAGCUGGGUCCUCUGAAUAACUUCGCUUGGAUAAAGCUCCGACCGUCUUCGAACUUGAAAUCGGUACAACAGAUAGAUAACCAAAUCUAUAUUUUGUUAACGUUUACUGUGAAAUCGUGUAGACGGUGUUCGGAUAUCGUUGAAAGAAGACGCGUGACAUUGGCCCGCAUGUGAUAGGGUAGAGUAGGGGUGUAGCAUCGCCUUGAAGUUAGGUUAAGAGAAGCGGUAUCACACAAACGCCGUGCAUCGGAAACAUAUCAAUACUGUGCCCCUUAAUAAAUUUAGUUAAAUACUAAUCUAAGAGAUACAUAUGGAUAGAAUAAAAGAAACAAAUAAGCUCGUUUGGAGUAUCAAAUACAUGCUAAGUGUUGUUUUCGUACGUUGAUGAAAUAAUAAUGUCGAUUAGAUUGUGUUUUUAAAUGGAUCAUUCAUUACGCAUAGUACCCGAGUAGUGUCGCGCAAGUUCGGGGUUUAUUUAAAAUUAAUCGCUACAUAGAUUUAAAAUGUUAUUUUUAUUGUUACUUUUUAGACUAAUGAGUAAAUAUGGCUUAAUUACCAAAUUAAUUUUAACAGUUCGCUUCGGAUUCAGUAUUAAUGAACCUCGUUUUAUUUCGAAGGCAAGAGUUAGUUGCUGAAACUUAUUUGUAUAUCGAGCAAAAUAAAUCUUACAAACUUAUAUAGUUAGUAAUUAAUUGUUAGAUUUGUGUGACUUGGAUUAUUUAAAUGCUUUUAGAGCAGAGGUAAAGUGUUAUUGUGGUUUAAGAAAAAAACAUAAUGACAUUGUAAAAAUAGUGAUAAAGUUAGCUUAAUUAUUCAUUAUUACAACUUUUAUAGAUGUUCAUUAAUUUUCUUUUCUUACUUCAUGGAGUAUUGUGGCAUUGGAGACGUCAUUGUUAAUUCAAAUAAAUUUGAGCUCACCCUCAAUGGAAGUUUUUAUUAAAAGUCGACUGGAGUCUUGUGAAAGAAAUUUUAUAUACCGUCUUGUCAAUUCAUCUUUAUGACAUUUUUGGACUAAACAGAAGAGAAGACCAUUGUUUUCUAAGAUUUUGGUCGACCUGUAAGCCUGGACGAAUACAUUCGGAAUUUCUGACACACAUUUUAAUCACACGCCAGAACGCACUCCCCUCAUAUGUCUUGUACUAGAGUACGUAAUGUACGUAAAGUCUCAACUCUACUUCUGCAGUUUGUACUAUGUCCUUCCUAGCGACAAAUACAAAAAAAAAAAUUAACGGAGCGUCUGCCACACUAUAUAACUUUUAUUGCACCACCCGUAAGUCUCCAUGACAAAAUUAUCAAAAAUCUGAAUCAAAUAAUUGAUCGAAAUUCAUUCCUAUCAAAAUAUGUAUAUUCAAGUUGUUGUGGCAAUAGAGUACAGUAAUGUUAUUAAUUACUAAUCUAUUUCGUGAAAAUACUCUCGUAUUUUCUAUCGUUUAUAGACAAACAUUGAAUUAUUGAAUUGGUGUCUCAAGAAUGUCAAGGUGCGUGUCUCGCGUUUUCAAUUAUAAUAUCCUUUUUCAUCAUAAUUUUAUCACCAUUAAUUUAUCUUCAAGAAUAGAUUUCUAAUUACUAAUUUUACCGUACUGAAUGAUGCCAAUUCUGUUCGAUUAACUAAAUUUAACAGUUCUAAAAUCAUUGACAUUCAUUUUAUCGACUAUAAUACACUUUCGAUUUCUUGUUUCGUUACUUUUAACGAAACAACAAAAUCGAAACUUUCGAGUAUUCUUUAAUACUCGAAAGUUUCACAAAUAUUCGAGGUACUAAAAUAGAAGUUAUUGUCUCUAUCACAUUCAUAUCACCAUAAAGAAUAAUAUGACAAAAGUGUUUAUUUCUGCCUAAAUUUAGUCAAUAGUCUUGCGGAAUUGGCACCACUAUCAUCGUUCCAUAUUUUUCAAUGUUCUUGUAAUCACAACGUUAGUUAUAAUAUUAUAGGUGUUUAGCUUAGGAUUACUGAGAGUAGAUAAUAAUUGACAGUUGAGCUUUUUAUCUUUUGCUUUGUAGAAAAAACUGCUUUACGUCCCUUGUAAAAUGAAUUUUGAAUAAUUUGAAAACUAACAUGGUUGUAUCAAUAUUUGUAAAUUUAUUUUCCGGAGACGAUGUACAGUCGGCAUUGCGACAUUGUCUGCAUUAUAUACAAAUUGUCAACGUUACGCAUUAUACAUAAAGAUUACGAGAAAGUAUAAUGCGCACUCAAUGGAAAACAAAAUCUCUGCCAACCAACAUGCAAUUGUCAAAAUUAUGAUCGUUGGACUAUUUUGACAUUUGAAUAAUAGAGUUUAGUGUAUGUAGCUGAUUUUAUAUCCCUUAAUUACAGUAUAAUAAGACAAAUAUGGUAACUCCAUACAUACGUAGCAGUGCGGUUUGUAAGUGUGCGCGCCUGUCGCGUGCUGUGAACGGAUGCACACAUUUACAUUAUUUAGCGAUACAUCGUGUUGAUAGCGCUGGUAUAGCACGAUAGGGCGCGACUUGCGCGAGAGCGAUAUAAAGCGCGACAUCUCGCGCUAUAUGUCGCUGCAUAUGCAGUAGAUAAAAUCUCCAGCUUAUAUACUUAUGUUAGACUAGAGUUACCAUACUUAUUUAAUUAUACUAUGCCUUAACUUUACCUUCAAUAAAAUUGUAUUUGAGUCCGUAUUAAUUUUCGAAGAAUUUUGUUGUCCUGCAACUUUACCAUGAGUUUAUUAUGUUAGGUAAUGUAUGUAACUGACCGCGUCAAAUAUUUCACAAUUUUCUAUAGAAAAAGAAUCUGUGCCUGUAGUGAGCGCAAGAAAAAAUAC